Messenger RNA from Porites evermanni, 1581 nucleotides. The record is from the annotation of a GenBank genome assembly. NCBI's taxonomy places the organism in Eukaryota, Metazoa, Cnidaria, Anthozoa, Scleractinia, Poritidae.
AUGGCGGAAGACAGAGCGAUCGACGCCACCUCAACAGUUGAAAAGGUAUUUAAGCUGCUGCAUACAAAAAUGUAAUGGGUUGCGGUUAUUAUUGAGUUUAAUUUAUUGUACCCUUUGUUCUAUUUUAUCCCUCUGGCUGCAUAUGUUAAUUAUUUUUUCUUUCUCUUAAUUUGGUAAUUUUGGAAGUAGAUAAGUAGGGGAAUUUUCUCAUUGUUAAGGAACUUAAGAAGCUUUGUGGUGCCAUUUCAACAUUUCCAUUAGUAGAAGUAUUCUAUUGGGUCCUAUUUCAGUCGUCUAAGAUUUCCACUCUUCUCGAAAAGGAGCUCUUUUAAAAGGAAUUGUUUAACCCUAUUUUGGCUGGGGGUCUUUUUAAACCCCUGCCUCCUGGCUAAAUAGUUGAAUGACUUCAAAACCGUUUAAGCUAUUACCACCAAACUUAGUGCCGUUCCCUAAACAUUUUUGGGAACAUUUUGAUGUCGUUGUGACGUGUAUGUCAACACUGACGUUGCCCUGGUAACCCAGUUUUGACAGCCAUGUGUUUCAAAAUUUGCUUUUUCCGUAUAAAAAGGGUAUAUUUUUAUUUUUUCUCAUUACGGUAAAUGGCAUUAGACUUACUUUAGGCAAUAUUUUACAAACUUAUUUUAACUGUUAGUUUAAUCCAGGCUUUUUAGUGACCAAUUUGCGAAAAAUAAACACGAAUUUAAAAUGACCAAAUAGAAGAUGUUGGGUUCAAUUUUUAACAUUGUUAAUUUACCUCAGAAUUUCACAACUUCUGGAUUUCUUUUUUCCUCCUAAGCGUCCUUUUAUACAAAGAUCAAUUUUUCUACCACGAUUACUUCAAUUUACACGGGUCUACAUUUAAUUAGUUCAAAUUGGCAGAUUUAUCAUGGCGCAUGGUUACAGAUCCUUCUGUAAUAAUUUUAAAAAUAUGACGUCAUCAUGACAUCACUGCUAUUGUUAAAGGUUAUUUGUAUUAGCCAACGUCUUCAUUUCGUUAGACACCUAUGGAAUUUGGAUUCUGCUAAUAAAUUUGACAAUAUGACAUCAUAAUGACAUCAAAUUACGAUGUUGGAAAUGAUGAUGUUUGUUUGUUGUUAUUGACUAGAAUUCUUCUUUAAAGUGAAAGCGUUUACUUUAUUUGGCAUUUGAGUGCCCAAUAAGCUUUUUCCUUUGUUGACUUUUUCUCAUAUAUUUUGCUUGUUUUGUUACUGAUUUGUUUUGCUUUUGCACCAAUACUUUUCUGUAACACAGCCCUUAAAGAUUACCCUUCUUGGUAGUGGGUGGAGCUCGUCAAAAGGUGGAUUGUCAACAUUAAACAGAGAGCUUGCGAUUCAGCUCUCUGAACAUGCAAAAGCAGACGUUUCUUUGUUAGUCCCCGAAGGAGCUUGUGAGUUUCAGGAAAUUAUAGAAGCAAGUAGUUUUGGAAUAACCGUUGUUGAGGCGAAGGGACGUACAGCAUAUGAUCGUCUGGAAUGGUUAAGUACCCCACCAAAGGACCACAACAUGGAAAUAGUUGUUGGUCAUGGUGUAAAACUUGGCAGGCAGGUGCAAUUCAUAAGAGACUCUGCUCGAUUUCCAAAU